Messenger RNA from Linnemannia hyalina, 738 nucleotides. NCBI's taxonomy places the organism in Eukaryota, Fungi, Mortierellomycota, Mortierellomycetes, Mortierellales, Mortierellaceae. The record is from the annotation of a GenBank genome assembly.
AUGGUUCGACUCUACCAAUUCACUCACAAGGCAGUCAACCUCAUCAACGACAACAGCAAUGCUCCGUCGCCCGAAAACACUGUCCCAGCAGAGAUCAACCUGCCCAACCUCACAAUGUUCUCGACCAUCCUCUUCAUGACAGAGUUUAGACAGAUGGGCAUGGGUGACUCAGUCGACAUCUCAAAGACCUGCAACAUGUCCGAGUGGCACCGCCGUCUCUAUCAAGGCGCCGUCGAAACACCUCAGUCAGACAGCGACAACUACGUCGACGUUCUCACCCUGUCACCCAAGCCCGUCUCCGAGGCAGGAAUCAUCUACGCUACCACUACUCGUCCAGCAGACCAGGACGGCGCCAAGGAGGCAUUCUCAGCAUUCCUCUUUGCGACCCAUAAAUCGUCAAUUGCCAAGACGAUCCCCUCGACGAACAACGGGGAGACCCACAAGUUGCCGUUGGAGGCAGAGGCUCUAGUGGCUGCCAAAGGAGCCACCCAUAUCUGGUUAUGCGGGUCGGAUCCGGAACAGAGACGCCACCGCCUCAUGAGCCAAUGUCUUGCGCAGCUCGAGCAGGAUGUUCUCGAGUGGAAGGCCAACGGACAAGGAUCGGGAGUGCUGACAGUUCAUACGAUCCCCAGGGCGUUCCCAGGGAUGGUCAAGUUCUUGACCAAGAAUGGAUUCGUCGGUGGCGACAAGGUCGUUGGUGGCGAGAGCGACAAGGUGCUUUACUGGAAGGCGCUCUGA